This is a messenger RNA of Musca vetustissima, 583 nucleotides long. RefSeq names its product receptor expression-enhancing protein 5 (gene ReepB). Bases 26 to 574 code for a protein of 182 amino acids. The transcript has 4 exons. NCBI's taxonomy places the organism in Eukaryota, Metazoa, Arthropoda, Insecta, Diptera, Muscidae. The record is from RefSeq and is a predicted model, not a curated record.
GUGAUUAGAAAACAAAAUCCCCAAAAUGGCAGCCCAAGUACAACAAUUCAUCGAUCAAUAUAAGGAUACAUUGGAUAAAUCAUUGAAUGACAAAUCGAAACCAUGGACCAAAGUUUUCGAUAAAGUUGAGGAAAAAACAAAUAUUCCCAAACUUUAUCUAUUUUUAGGUGCCGCUGGCUUCUGUGCAUUAUAUUUGAUCUUUGGCUAUGGCGCUCAAUUGCUGUGCAAUAUCAUCGGUGUGGUAUAUCCAGCCUAUGUAUCGAUCCAUGCCAUUGAAUCUAGCACAAAAUUGGAUGAUACUAAAUGGUUGACAUACUGGGUGACAUAUGGCAUUAUGUCAAUUAUUGAAUAUUUCUCGGUUAUCUUGACAUCAAUCAUUCCAUUCUACUGGUUGAUUAAGUGUGGAUUCCUGAUCUGGUGCAUGCUACCAACCGAACAAAAUGGUUCUUAUGUCAUAUACAAUCGCAUUGUGCGCCCAUAUUUCCUUAAACAUCAUCAAGCUGUUGACAGUGCGAUAGACAAAGCCAUUGGACAGGCUAAGAAAAACAUUGGUUCCGUUUUGAAAAAUGAAUAAAAUUCAACA